Molecule: messenger RNA, 1389 nt
Organism: Saccharomycodes ludwigii
Lineage: Eukaryota; Fungi; Ascomycota; Saccharomycetes; Saccharomycodales; Saccharomycodaceae
Gene: FIP1
Product: cleavage polyadenylation factor subunit FIP1
Exons: 1
Coding region: 1-1389 (462 amino acids)
Cellular component (GO): mRNA cleavage and polyadenylation specificity factor complex
Molecular function (GO): RNA binding
Source: RefSeq, a predicted model, not a curated record
AUGGUUGCUACUGAUAACGAUAAAGAAACUGGUACAACACAAAAACAACAAAAACUUGAAGAUGGUAAAUUGGUACAGAAAGGGAUCAGCUCAAGUGAAAAUAGCUUUAGCCAAGUUCAAAAACCUAAAACAGAUAUUAUAAAAGAUGUCGCAAAGGUCAAUGAUGACGAAGAUGACUUUUUAUACGGUGAUAACCCCGAUAAUAACAAUAAUACUAAUACAAGCAACAAAAGGGAAUUAGAAAUAGGAGAAAAGGAUAAACAAGAAGGGCACUCUAAAAAUAGAAAAUUAGAAGACCAUGCAAUUGAAAGUGAUAACAUAAAGCAAAAAAAUGAGGAUAUAGAGAACCAUAAAAAUAUCAGCAAUAUGAAAAAUAAAGAUACGGAUGACUCUGACAAUGAUAUCAAUGAUGAUGAUGGUUAUAGUAGUGAUUCCUCUGUUGAGUUUAUUAUUAGUGCGGGCCAAGUUAAUUUCGAAUUAGAUUCCAAUAACCCAAGUACAACUACUAAUAUGAAGCCACUUAACACACCUUUACCCACUAAAGCUGAAGUUCCAGAUAACGUGUCCGCCUCUUUUCCUGAAAAAACUUUACCAUUGGAUAUUGACGAAAAGGGAAAAUUAGGCGAUGAAUAUAUUGAAGACGUUGAUCCAGAAAUAAUAAAAGAAAAACCAUGGCGUGAGCCGGGUAUCAAUUUAAGCGAUUAUUUUAAUUAUGGCUUUAAUGAAUUUACAUGGAUGGAAUACUUACAUAGACAGGAAAAGUUAAGAGCAGAAUACGAUCCACAGAAGAUAUUAAAUGGGUUAUUAAAUUCACAAAGACAACAACAACAGCAACAACAACAACAACAACCAAAUGCCAUUAAUUCUAAUACAGCUACUAAUGGUAAUUACAACAUGCCAUUUUUUAAUAACAGCAGUUUGUAUAGUGCAAUAAGCAAUUAUGAUAACCAAAGAAAUCAACAAUUAAAAUAUCAACAACAGCAAAAUAUUUAUGAAAAUGGUUUGAAUAAUAUAAACAGUUCAGCUACCACAACUUUAGAUACCACUUCGAAAAAUAUGAUUAAAACUAAUUCAUUUAAUGAUAAAGUCAACAGCCCACUUCCUUCACAUACUAACAUCACCAAUAAUAGUAAUAAUGUUAAUAAUGGUAUAAAUAACACAGGUACCACUUUGAACGCUCAUUCCUCUUCCCCUAUUUCUGCUAAUAAUGCUAAUCUUAAUAUUAACCACAGCAAUACUCCUACAUUUCCAUUGCCACCCAUGUUUGGCGGCUUUCCACCUUUUCCGUUUGGUAUGCCGCCAAUGCCUGUUUUGAAUCAAAAUAAUAUUAAUAAUAAUAACAGAAAUAAUUCACCUUUUAAUAACAGUAAUACCAAUAACAAAAAGUAG